This is a messenger RNA of Oncorhynchus mykiss (rainbow trout), 1534 nucleotides long. It is a transcript of the gene ppct, whose product is annotated as Phosphatidylcholine transfer protein. Gene Ontology annotation, molecular function: phosphatidylcholine intramembrane carrier activity; phosphatidylcholine binding. Lineage: Eukaryota; Metazoa; Chordata; Actinopteri; Salmoniformes; Salmonidae. The record is from RefSeq and is a predicted model, not a curated record.
ACAACGGAGUCCUAGAUCACAUGAUCAAAUGUCAGAGCACAGUUUAAAAACAUGUCGCUGCACUUUACAGAUGCGGAAUUUCUGGAGGCAUGGAAGGAAUUAGAUAAACCUCAGUUGGAGGGGGGAUGGGAGUUUUUCACAGAGACUAUGGGUGUCAAAAUCUACCGGCUGUAUGACAAGGAAACUGGACUUUAUGAGUACAAAGUAUUUGGAGUGCUUGCCACCUGCACUCCAGAACUGUGUGCUGAUGUCUACAUGGACUUGCCCUAUCGGAAACAAUGGGAUGGAUAUGUCAAAGAGCUGCAUGAGAAGGACUAUGAUGGUCAUUCAGCAAUCUACUGGGAGGUGAAAUACCCUUUUCCUCUGUCAAACAGAGACUACGUGUACGUCAGGGAGCGGAGGGACGUUGACGUGGACAGCAGGAAGAUCUGGGUGGUCCUGGCUAAGAGCUCCCCACUGUCCCCGUUACCAGAGAAGAGUGGGGUGCAGCGAGUGAAUGACUACAAGCAGACUGUGGCCAUGGAGAGUGAUGGUGCCUGUGGCACUAAAGUCUUCAUGAAUUACUUUGAUAACCCUGGUGGUAAUAUUCCAACCUGGCUUGUGAACUGGGCAGCCAAGAGCGGAGUGCCUGCCUUCCUUACAGACAUGCAGAAGGCCUGUGGCAAUUACUCAAACUACUGCCAGAAGAACAAGAAAUGAACGCCCUUUGUGGGAAGUCGCAUCAAAGCCACAAGGAUUGUAUUUUUCAACCCAUCGUUCAAUAUAGUCUACACUCACGGUGUCUGAGGGCCAUUGUGUGUGUUUUGGGUAUGGUUUGAGACUUAUUACGAAGUCAAUAGGUGAAAGUGGUGUUGGUGUAAUCUGCAGCUGGAUGUGGUACUGACUGGGGCAUGUACUGUAUUUUAGUUAUUAGUUGUAUAAAAAAUAAAUUUCAAUUGAAGUUAUCUGGUACUGAAUUCCUACUCCUAUGUAAAUGUUGUAUUUUGGGCAUGCCCACAGUAAGGGCUUGGAUGAGAUCUGUAGUGAUCUACCCCCUGUUUUAACGAGUACUGUUUCUUUGACUACAAUGGCUUUUCCUUUUAUUUUCCUGUUUGUUAUGGUCAAAUAUAUGUUGUUUUUUUAAAUCCUACAUUUUUUCAUGUAUGAAUGUUCAGUCAAUGAAUGAUAUGCAUUUUUGCACUUGUGAUUAAGCACUGAAAUCAGAUCAACUUUCAAACCUUAAUGUCUAUAGGAAGAAAUGCAGUGCUGUAAUUAUAUGUAUUUCCCUAAUGGACAUUUUGAAUGUACAUAAAAAAUAAAAAAGAUAUUGUCCUAUCAUUAAAAGUUCCCUGCACUGAUUUUUUUGUUAUACUUGAAAUUGACAAAAACACGAUAAUGAAAUAGUUGAAGUUAAUUAUUCAUAUGUUGAAUCUUCGAGAGCUAGACCUAUACCUCUUUAUCCUUAUGUGGUUGCAGUUAGGUCUCCAGUUCUGUGGAGGUGAUAAGUGUGUAUUACUAUCUAAUACAUAUCAAUAAAAUGACGGCUGAGAUGAAG